AUGAUGGCAUUUGCACCUCCAAGCACGGAUGGUCCCAAAAUGCAGACAAAGAUGAGUACCUGGACACCCUUAAACCAUAAACUUUUGAAUGAUCGGGUAUUUGAAGAAAGAAGAGCUCUACUUGGAAAAUGGUUUGACAAAUGGACAGACUCUCAAAGGAGAAGAAUCCUGACGGGCCUGUUAGAACGCUGCUCCCUGUCACAGCAAAAGUUCUGCUGUCGAAAGCUUCAGGAAAAAAUUCCAGCAGAAGCUCUGGAUUUUACUACCAAGCUUCCAAGGGUGUUGUCCUUAUACAUCUUUUCCUUCCUGGACCCCCGAAGCCUUUGUCGCUGUGCACAGGUGAGCUGGCACUGGAAGAACUUAACUGAGCUGGAUCAGCUCUGGAUGCUCAAAUGUUUGCGGUUUAACUGGUACAUCAAUUUCUCUCCAACUCCCUUUGAGCAGGGCAUAUGGAAGAAGCACUACAUUCAAAUGGUGAAGAAGUUUCAUGUUACCAGACCUAAGACACCUCCGAAAGAUGGGUUUGUGGUUGCUGAUGUUCAACCAGUGACAGGCAGUUCUCCAGAGGAAAAGCAGUCUCCGUCAUCGGCUUUCCGAUCUUCUUCCUCUUUAAGAAAGAAGAACCACUCAGGGGAGAAAGAACUCCCCCCCUGGAGAUCCUCUGACAAGCAUCCAACUGAUAUCAUUCGCUUCAAUUACCUGGACAAUUGUGACCCCAUCGAGCGGAUCUGGCAAGGAAGAAAGAAAAGACAUGAAACGACCCCAGAUUCCAGCCGACAGUCACAUGAUAAGAAAAAUAAAUCGCGGGACAGAUCUAAGCUAAGAAAAGCACAGUCACUGGUGUCCCUGAGUGCAGAACCCAGCUCCCCUCUGCAAGUCCCAGCUCAGCUUGCCUGGCCUCCUUGUCGGUUGGCGGGGCUCCCAGCCACCGAGGCAGCCACGAAAGUUCUCAUGCAGCAUCUUCAGAGACACUCUGGCCUCCGGUCGUUGCCCAUCCAGGCUUCAGAGCUGAAGCUGAUUUAAAAAUGUGAAAAGAGCUCUGGCCAGUGUGGCUCGGUUGGUUGGAA
Myotis lucifugus (little brown bat) is the source of this 1067-nucleotide messenger RNA. It is a transcript of the gene FBXO16, whose product is annotated as F-box protein 16. NCBI's taxonomy places the organism in Eukaryota, Metazoa, Chordata, Mammalia, Chiroptera, Vespertilionidae. The record is from RefSeq and is a predicted model, not a curated record. Gene Ontology annotation, molecular function: protein binding.